AUGUCCCUGGCGUUUGUGCCGAGUCACAUGCGCGGAAAUCCCCCCGAUCAUCAGGCGACGGUUCAAAAAUUGCUCGAUGAGAAUUCGAGGCUCAUCGAUGUUAUCACAGAGUAUCAGAAUCAGGUUUUUUUUUUUUUUUAUUCAUUUUUUUAUUUGAGUUGAAAUAAUUUUAGGGCCGCGCGGAAGAUGCCGGGAAGCAUCAAAUGUUGCUCCAUCGGAAUCUGGUUCACUUAGCGAAUUUGGCAGAUCAAUCGCUGCUUCCUCAGCUUCGAGUUAGUGAAAAAAAAAUGGGUUACAGCCCGUUCCGCUAUAGAUUUUCCUUUUUUUUUAAAGCAAAAGUACCGUACACCAAACUUCGCUUCGAGACCUUUGUUUUUUGCAGUUUCUUGUGAUUUUUAGAGCAAUCUUGCAAAAAAAAAGUUUUUUUCUCUACUGUGCUUUAAAACGUGAAUUUAUGAGAUGUUACAGAAUCUAAAUUGGAUUUCUCUGAAAGGUUUUUGAGAAUUUUUCUUUCAACUCGUGAACUUUUCUUUCUGAAAAAAAAAACGAUUUUUUAAAGGAAGAAAAGCCGAACGAUCCUCUGAAUGGUAGUAAUGGCUCGCCGUCGAAUCCGGCGACUUUCCAACCGCCACCGACGCAAAAUUCUCAGUAUCCCGGUCAUCCGGACGCCUACCAACAACAAUACGCUCAGCAAAUGGGACAGCAACGGCCCUCUCAGCAGCAGCCCAUGUCACAGUACCCACAGUAUGGACAAGGUAAAAUAGGCAUCAAAAUCGGGGAAAACAUUUUUCAAAGGUAUAUAAGAAAAGUGAAAACUUGAAAAAGGUUUUAUUUCAGCCCUCUUAAUUUCUAGAUAUAACGUUCUAUGGGGUUUCAAAAAUAUUUGCUUUAAAAAGUCCCAAAACGACUAAUAGUUGAAAUAUCUGAGAAAAAAAGUAUAUAUAUAUCUUGAGCUCGAAACGAUAUGUUAACUUCAGUUUUAUUAUAAUAGCAAAAGUAAAGCUCGAGUGACCUGAGAGGUUCUUCGAGACCUCCAAUAGUUACGACUACAGAUUUGGUUUUUAAAAGUGUGUCUUGCUCGAAAAACUACAUUUUUUCGUUAGAACGAUUUACGCUUUGAAACUCUCAUAUUUUUUUGAGUUUCGCUCGGUGUAAUUACGCAAAUUACUUAGCCUAGAAAUUUUCUAAAGACUUGGUAUGGCCAAAAAAUUGAAGUUUUUUCUACUAAAAAAUCCUGCUUGGGAUCGAAAAGGUUGAAUAUACCAUCAGAUUGAGAAUACUAUUGAUUUUUGAGCUCUUCAAAAGUUUUUGCAAAAAACAUCAAAUUUGAUUAUUCUUUUUCUAAAGGCUUAUCGUCUAAUAUAACCAACUAUCAAUAAUUUUUUUCUCUCAUUCGUUGUAAAUUUCCCGAACUACUUUCAUCAUCGAUUUUUUUAGUUCGAAUUUGGGAUUUUCAGGAGGACCUCGCACCUUCUCCGGUCCACCCCAGGGAUACGACGCUCAACGGCAACCUCGACAGCAAUUGGGAUAUCCGCCUCAGGAUCAACAGCAAUUUAUGCAGUGA
This is a messenger RNA of Caenorhabditis auriculariae, 1564 nucleotides long. The record is from the annotation of a GenBank genome assembly. NCBI's taxonomy places the organism in Eukaryota, Metazoa, Nematoda, Chromadorea, Rhabditida, Rhabditidae.